This is a messenger RNA of Brassica napus (rape), 807 nucleotides long. Its product is annotated as aluminum-activated malate transporter 2. Lineage: Eukaryota; Viridiplantae; Streptophyta; Magnoliopsida; Brassicales; Brassicaceae. Bases 190 to 615 code for a protein of 141 amino acids. Gene Ontology annotation, biological process: malate transport. The record is from RefSeq and is a predicted model, not a curated record. The transcript has 3 exons. Gene Ontology annotation, cellular component: plant-type vacuole membrane.
GAUUAAUAUAAUAUUUCAUUUUCAAUUUGUUUAUCAUUUCACGGUCCGGUCCUAUACAAGAAAGAGUCUCUGUUGCUCUCUAUAAAUAAAAUCCACGCAUCGAGAGAAAACAACAUGCCAUCUGAUACUUCUUUUUCUCCUUUUGGAAGUAUUUAAGAGAACCAAAAUCACUUAAGAGGUGAGUGAUCAAUGAAAGGUGCAAUGGAAAAAGUGAGAGAGAUAUGGAGAGAAGGGAGGAGAGUAGGAAAAGAAGACCCAAGAAGAAUAGUUCAUUCUUUCAAAGUGGGACUUGCUCUUGCUUUGGUCUCUUCCUUCUACUAUUAUCAACCUCUCUACGAUAACUUUGGUGUCAAUGCAAUGUGGGCUGUCAUGACCGUCGUCGUCGUCUUUGAAUUUUCUGUAGGUGCCACACUUGGGAAAGGAAUAAAUAGAGCAGUGGCAACAUUAGUAGCUGGAGGACUAGGAGUUGGAGCUCAUCACCUAGCAAGUUUGUCCGGUCCAACAAUAGAACCUAUUCUACUCGCCGUCUUUGUCUUUGUGCAAGCUGCGUUAUCGACGUUCGUGAGGUUCUUCCCACGGGUGAAGGCGAGAUAUGAUUACGGGAUACUGAUAUGAUGAAUAAAGAAGACCGAGUCUUUUGCUGUUUGUUUCGAGUAUUUCUUGUUGUUUAAGUUAUUUGAAUAAGUCUUCCUCUGUUAUAGGAAGUGGUUUAGUUGUUAUCGAGUUUGUAGGAAGUAGUUGUACGAUUUGUUAUUUAAGCAACGCUUACGUUGCCUUUGUCAAAAUAAGAAAACAGAACUUUCGGUU